AGGACUCAGCUAAUGUCAGUAAAACAGACGAAUCCUAAUAUCAAGUCAUGAGAAAAGGCUCGUUGAGAAUGGUAAUAGUGACUCAAUAAAUGGACUUAAACCGGACGCAAACCGGAGAAUAUGAGUUGUUAGAGAGAGGUAACAUGAUGGUGGCGGUUGCACCAACUGCGAAAGCAACUAUCCCCGCAAUGGCCCCUCUCUCGGACCCUUUUGACGAUGCUCCAGCAGCACUGAUAUCAGAACUAACGGGAGGGUUCGACAAAGAGCAGCCUGGUGCAGAAGAACUGGACAAAGUGGGGGACAUGAAGAGCAUGAAGAAGUCGGGAAGGUCAGCACAUCAGUCUAACAUGCAGGACAAGUGUAGGAUAUGUUUGUGUGGUCACGAGGAAACAGAGCCGCUCAUACAACCCUGUGAAUGUAUGGGAACUAUGCAGUAUGUUCACAAACCCUGCCUUGUCCAGUGGCUUAACACUAGUUAUAAGGGAAGGUGUGAGGUGUGCUUUUUUCAGUUCAAAAUCAAGAGGGACAAAACAAAACUCAAAAACUGGAAGCCUCUACCCAUGACAUCAACUCAAAAGGCCAAAUACGGCAUCAUAUUUUCUCUUCACAUUCUUGCGUUGGUGUUUUUUAUAUGGUCUGACUACACUCUGAUAGGACAAUGUAUGCGUGCCGAUAAGGACUCUACGGGCUAUUGGAUUAAACUUGCUAUCAUUGUAGUUGCGACCAUCGCGUUUUUGUGUUUCGCAGUUCAUCAAAGCCGGGUGUAUGUACGGCUGUACGAACGUAUUUCCGUGUACAACAUGGCAAUCACUAAUGUAUUUGGUAAGGAGGAGAAUGUUUCCAGGUUCUCCAAGAGAGACGAUCUCACUAUGACUAGUGGAAUGUUCGACAGAACUUCAGGGGGAAGCAUCGGGGGUUUUUUCGACAUGCAGUAACAUACUUUACUAUACAACGACUUACAACAGGCGUACAUUGUACAAACUUGAACAAAAUUGUACAAUAGAUAUCAGUGUGUAUGUUCAUGCAGUAUGCUUGAUGUUAUGAACCGGAAAAUACCAGGUGUUAUUUUUUUAUGCAGAAUAUAAUUUGUUGAGAUUUAUUUUAGCACCAACUGAUUUAUCCACCCGAUUCAUCCACCCGAUUUGAUGAUUAUCUUUGAUAUUUGAAGAUUUUAAAUCAGGCUACAUUUUUCUUCAAGUCAAAUUCUUUUAAAUAAUUUUACCUCAGUUACUUUUACCGCAUAAUUUUAAUUGCCAUUUGUCAAAGCUUUCAGUUUCCGUUCUAAUAUAACAUUUUAAUUAACGACCUUUUUUGACAGGCGAACGAGUUCUAUAUUAAGAUUUUAUGGAUUUUAUGGAUUUUGUCCAAUUUUCCAAUGGUAACCAAGUGGUUCAAUUUAAAAGUCUAUUUAAAUUUUAAAAUGAAAAAGGAGUUGGGACAGAACAUGUUGCUCUCCUUUUUAAAUAAUUUUCCUAUUAAACAAUAAA
This is a messenger RNA of Bolinopsis microptera, 1487 nucleotides long. Its product is annotated as E3 ubiquitin-protein ligase MARCHF8-like. The record is from RefSeq and is a predicted model, not a curated record. Bases 90 to 935 code for a protein of 281 amino acids. Gene Ontology annotation, biological process: protein ubiquitination. Gene Ontology annotation, molecular function: zinc ion binding; ubiquitin-protein transferase activity. NCBI's taxonomy places the organism in Eukaryota, Metazoa, Ctenophora, Tentaculata, Lobata, Bolinopsidae. The transcript is spliced from 3 exons.